Messenger RNA from Syngnathus typhle (broad-nosed pipefish), 828 nucleotides. RefSeq names its product syntaxin-11-like. Gene Ontology annotation, biological process: exocytosis; synaptic vesicle fusion to presynaptic active zone membrane; intracellular protein transport. Gene Ontology annotation, cellular component: presynaptic active zone membrane; synaptic vesicle; plasma membrane. Lineage: Eukaryota; Metazoa; Chordata; Actinopteri; Syngnathiformes; Syngnathidae. Bases 1 to 828 code for a protein of 275 amino acids. Gene Ontology annotation, molecular function: SNAP receptor activity; SNARE binding. The transcript has 2 exons. The record is from RefSeq and is a predicted model, not a curated record.
AUGCGGGACAUGCUGGAGAAAUUGCGCAAUGUCAGCGAAACCUUGGAAGAUGAGGACGACCUGGAGUAUGACGAAAGCAAGCUGCCAGCAACUCAAGAGUCAAUCGUCUUCGAGACCUCUUUGGACAUUGAGAGCAUCCUGAAGGAAGCCGAGUCUAUACGCAAGGGGAUUUGCUUGCUCCUCUUGGAGGUGGAGCGCCUGAAGAAGAACAACGAGCGCUUUCGUACUACCGUCCGCCACCUCUCGUCCGUUAAGCGGGACUCGGAUGAAAUCGCCAGGGGGAUCCAGAAGCAAGGGCAACAACUGCACACUCGCAUCCUGGCACUGGGCGCCAGGAGCAAGAAGAUGGAGGAAAGGGCCGGGCCCAACUCCGCUUCGAGUCGCAUCUCUUGCAUGCAGUUUAACUCGCUCAUCCUUGCCUUCCAAGCCGCCAUGGGGAGCUACAACCAGGCAGAAGAACUGCAGAGGUCCAUCUGUAGGGAACGAAUCCAGAGGCAAGCCUCCAUUUUGGGGACCAAAAUCACUGACAAGAAACUCGAUGAAAUUGUAGACAAAGGCUUCGAAGGCUGGAACGAGUUAUCUCAGAGUCUGCCAACAAUGCAUGAGGGACAUUCCUCUCGCUGGGCGAUGACCGAAAUCAAAGACCGACACAAGGAACUGGUGGCGCUGGAGGCCCGGCUCAGGGAGGUCCACGAACUGUUCCAAGAUGUGGCCGUGCUGACGGAAGAGCAGUGCUCCAUGCUGAACAAUAUCGAAGCCAACGUGUCGAAAACUCAGCAGUAUGUUCAACAAGUCAACGUGGAGAUUACCAAGGCCAUACAACAAUAA